AUGAAACUGAUCAUCUUUUUAGCUUUGAUCGGCGCGUGCGCAGCGGGAGCCCUCCCAGGGUACGUUGCGCCACAGUACCGUUACCCUUACUACGAUCAACGUGCCCGAGCUGGUCUGGAGAGGAACGCAGCUAUCUUGAGGUCUGAAAAUGAAGUCAACGAAAAUGGAUAUCAUUACGCUUUUGAUACUGAGAAUGGAAUCUCAGCUGAAGAAUCCGGUGUUGAAGCUAACGGCAUCCAGGCCGCCGGUAGCUACUCCUACACCGGAGAUGAUGGUCAGGUAUACGCUGUGAGGUAUACCGCUGAUGCUAACGGCUUCCGACCCGAAGGUGCUCACAUACCGACCCCUCCUCCACUCCCUGCAGCUAUCGCAAGGGCGUUGGAGCUUAAUGCCAGAGAUGAGGCUGCUGGAAUUUUUGAUGACGGAAGCUACAAGAGCGGUAAAUACGUACCCGGAGUAAUCGCUGCCCGUAAUCAGUACAACCGAUAUGUCCACCCCGCGUAUCGCCACUAUUAA
Messenger RNA from Arctia plantaginis, 516 nucleotides. The record is from the annotation of a GenBank genome assembly. Lineage: Eukaryota; Metazoa; Arthropoda; Insecta; Lepidoptera; Erebidae.